Messenger RNA from Cryptomeria japonica (Japanese cedar), 3266 nucleotides. RefSeq lists its product as uncharacterized. NCBI's taxonomy places the organism in Eukaryota, Viridiplantae, Streptophyta, Pinopsida, Cupressales, Cupressaceae. Bases 175 to 2544 code for a protein of 789 amino acids. The transcript has 16 exons. Gene Ontology annotation, molecular function: S-adenosylmethionine-dependent methyltransferase activity. The record is from RefSeq and is a predicted model, not a curated record.
UAGCUUCGGCCGUAAAUAUGAAAUACAAAAUAAAAGCAGUAGGAAAUGGAUAAUUUAUUAAUAUUCAAAUUUGAUUCCAACGAUACCGUUUGGAAAACACAAAGAGAUUCAUUUCUUUUCAAUACACAGCAAUAAGCAAAGAUCAGGAAAAGAAAACAGUCUGGUAUUCGCAAAAUGGAUGCUCCAGAAGCUCAAAAAACUCUAAUGAAAGCCCUUGAAGACUUUACUAGUCGUGAAAACUGGGACGAUUUUUUCAAAAUCCGAUCAGACAAGCCCUUCGAGUGGUACGGCGAGUGGUCGAAUCUGGCGGAGCCCCUCGCCCAACACUGUGCUCUCCAUUCCAGCAAUGGCCAACUGGAGUUGGACAUCCUUAUUCCUGGCUGCGGAAACUCCGAGCUUUCAGAAAAGCUAUACGACGCAGGAUUUAAGCGUAUAACGAAUAUCGACUUCUCCAAAGUGGUCAUCGGAAAUAUGCUCAGAAAGUACCUGCGUACUCGCCCCGGCAUGAUCUGGAGAGUUAUGGACAUGACUAAUAUGCAGUUCUCUGAUGGGACGUUCGAUGUCGUUCUAGAUAAAGGAGGCUUGGAUGCAUUAAUGGAACCAAAAUUGGGUCCUAAAUUGGGAAUUCAAUUUCUUUCCGAGGUAAAGCGAGUGCUUAGAAAAGGUGGAAAAUAUGUUUGCAUCAGCUUAGUUCAGACACACGUAAUAGAAUUGCUGUUUUCCACAUUCAGGUGUGGGUGGAAAGUAACUGUUCAUCCCAUAUUGCAACAUGCCUCAUUGGUAUCCAGUUACCAUCCUUUUCUAGUUGUUGUGUUGAAAGAUGAUUCAAGUGAUGUGCAUUUAGUGAGAGCAUCUAUUGAUUCCACUUCGCCGAAAUACAAUGAAUUGCAGGUUCAAGGUUUAUUUGAGACUAUUGCUAAGGAGAACAAACUGCGGAAACAACAUACCCCCGGUGAAGACCUAUUGAAUGAUUUAAAAGAUCUGGAAAUUGGAGCUAAAGAUGGAAUGAAACAACUUUUGCCUGGCCGCAGGAUGAAUAUUAUGCUGGGUGAGCAUGGCAUCUCGCGUUUUAACUACAGGGCUGUAAUUAUGGAUUCUUAUGAACGAUUUGGACCUUUUUCCUAUAGCUGUGGAGUUUUUCUGGUACCAAAGGCUAGGGCUAAUGAGUGGAUAUUCUCAUCAGAGGAAGGACAAUGGCAAAUUGUAGAAAAUGCAAAAGCAGGUCGGCUGAUUAUGGUCUUUUUAGAUGAAUAUCAUAGUUGUAUUGGCUUAGAGGCUGUACAGAAAGAUCUAUCACCGCUUGUGGGAGGUCUUGCUCCUGAGAAGAAUGAAAAUGGAUCCAAGAUUCCGUACAUGAUGGCAAGUGAUGGAGUUGUAAAGAGAACGAUUGUGCAAGAGGUUGUUUCUCCGCUCACAGGAAGAAUUAUUGUUGAAGAUGUAUGUACUGAGAACAGUGAAUCUGACAAUCUCAGCUUAUCCACAAAGAAUGAAAUUUUUCGUCGUCUCGUUUUUGAAAGAUGUCCUGGUUUGAUUCAGUCAGAAGCAUUAUUGAAAAAGUCAGAGAGUCUUAGGAAAGAUGAGAAGAUGAAAAAGGCAAUUGAUUAUAAACAUCAUUUGAAAUCUAAGAAGAAAAAAAAUCGGAGAAUUGGAGAUUCAGGCGUUUCUGCAAUGCAAGAGCCAAAAGCAAACCUCCAUGUGGAUCACUAUUACUUGGCUAGUUUGUAUCAUGGUGCUAUGAUCACUGGAUUUGGGUUGAUUCUGUCCAAAUUGGAGAAUUGGAUUCUGUCAAAAAUGCUGAUCAGGACUGUUGUGAUUGGGCUUGGUGCUGGUCUGCUUCCAAUGUUUUUACAUAAGCGUAUGCCAUUCCUUCAGAUUGAGGCUGUGGAACUGGAUCCUAUUGUUGCAAAUUUAGCAAAAGAAUUUUUUGGUUUUAUUGAGGAUGAACGAAUGAAGCUGCAUAUAGGUGAUGGAGUGAAGAUGGUUGACGAAAUGGCAAAAAUUUCAAAAUCUACUGGCUUACAUGACAUUUCACUCACAAAUUCUAUAGAAUCCGAGUUUUCGCAAGCUAAUGCAGAAACCUCGAUAGCUGAUGUACAUACAAGUUUCACUAUGGGACAUGAAAGCAAUAUUUUAAUAGAAGAUAGAAAAGGCGUGCAUGUUCUUAUUAUUGAUGUGGACUCUGAUGAUUUAAGUACUGGUUUGAGCUGCCCACAUUCAAGUUUUGUGGAAGAAUCAUUCCUAAGAAACGCAAAAGAGUCCCUUUGCAUUGAUGGAAUUCUCAUUCUGAAUUUGGUUUCGCGUUCAGCAACAGUUCACAAGAUGGUUAUUUCAAGAAUGGAAACGGUAUUUGAGGAGCUCUUCAGUCUUGAGAUAGAGGAAGAUGUGAACAAGAUUUUGUUUGCACUUCCUAAAAAGAGCUGUAUAAGCACAGAUGGGAUAGUUGAAGGUGUGGCUAGGCUUGUAAAGCUGUUGGAAAGCUCCAGUCCCCGGGGAAAUGGUCCGAAUAUUGAAGAUUUUGCAAGAAAAAUCAGAUGUGUGAAAUAAGAUCUUGGUUUCUCAGCUUAAAUAUGACAAUAUUGAUCCAACUAUUGACUAGAUCUGUUUGUGGACAAACUGAAAACAUCAAUGUGGAGUGAAGGAUCUCCAUAUGGUUGAUCCUUUCUAUAUGUGUUUUUGCGGCAUGAAGCAAUUUUAAAUUGUUUACCACCCUUGUUGCAGGUUAGUUUCAUUUUGGUUUAUAUUGCACUUGCAAGUCCGUUAUUAAAUUGUCACUCCCAUUGUGGAAAUCGUUCAAUUAUUAUUUCCAUAAUUUAAUUGUAAGCCACAUUGUUAUAUGUUGUGAUGUCUAACAUAUAACCUGUCAUGCUCAGUGGUACAUUUACCCAUCAUUCUCUAUGCUUAAUGGGUUUCUAGAUAUCUGUAAUAGUGUAUAUUGGCCAAAGACUCUAUUGUACAUUAGGGGGAUUCAAAUAUCCUUAAAAGCUACAGUUGUGCAAAGUUGCGAGCCAUUGACAUGUCUGUUGGGUUAAGGUCUUGUGGUUGAGAUUGAGUAUGGAAAAAACCUUACCUGGUGGGCUUCGAGCCCUUGUGUAUGUAUUUUAAUGGGCACCAAGUUUCAUGGUCCUUCAAUGUAUCGAAGGCUUGACUAUUUGGUUUCUGUUGUUUUGAACAUAUCACUAUUCUUAACAAUGUAAAUAGAAACCAAACCAAGAGAUGUAAAUGGUAUAUGCUAUAUGUUGCAAAUAAGCUGGAUAUUUCUAGUUUUA